Messenger RNA from Porites evermanni, 31135 nucleotides. The record is from the annotation of a GenBank genome assembly. Lineage: Eukaryota; Metazoa; Cnidaria; Anthozoa; Scleractinia; Poritidae.
AUUUUUAUUUCAGUGUUAAAUAUUUUUCCGUCCAUUACGGCGUUUCUGGGCAACACUCUGGUCCUAGCAGCUCUGCCUAAGGUGUCUUCGCUUCAUCUACCUUCCAAAGUUUUGUUUGGUAGCUUGGCGACAACUGAUAUCUGUGUUGGUGUCAUUGUAGAGCCUACGAGCGUUGUCCAUUGGAUGUCUGUGGUGAAGCAAAGAUGGAAUAUUUGCUAUUACGCGACAAAGGCAAAUUUUAUCAUAAGCAACACUUUAGGCUCAGUGUCUUUGGCAAUAUCAACUGCAAUAAGCGUGGACAGACUCCUGGCGCUGUCACUGGGACUCAGAUACAGAAACUUUGUAACAUUUAAGAGAACACUUGUAGCUGUGAUCUUUAUCUGGGUUUUGUCCAUUUUGAUCACGGCGGGCAAUUUUUGGGAUCUUCGCAUAAGGUUGUGGUUUUAUCACCUAGGCAUAUCUGUGUGUCUAGUCACCUCAGUUUUCGCUUACACAAAAAUUUUUUUUACUUUGCGGCGUAAUCAGAUUCAGAUGCGUCAAAGACAACCGAGCCAAUCAAUUCCACUGAACAUAGUUCGAUACAGAAAGGCAGUGUACAGUGCGAUCUGGAUACAGGUAACAUUGGUUGUUUGUUAUCUGCCGUUUGCUGUAGUGGCAGCGUUAACACCUCAAAGGGGGAUGCCUUUGUCAAUUUAUCUUGCCAGGCAGUAUACAGGAACUGUAGUUUACUUAAACUCAACAUUGAACCCGCUCCUGUACUGUUGGAGGAUCAGAGAAGUAAGGAGAGAAGUAAAAAAAACAAUCAGGCGGUUCUGUAUUUUCUUAAGCUGAGCUAAGUAGUACCGCAAAUACUUUAAUAAUAAUUAAUGCAUUUAGUUCGGCACAUGAAAAGUUCGGCGUCUGAACCAAAGUCGAAACUUCUAGCCGGGCUAGGAGGGAAGAACGGCCAAGCCGUGCAAAUAUGCGUUCCUUAUUGAUUCAGACGCCAAACUUACCAUGUACUUAAUUCAAUGUUUUAGGUUCAGCUCAUGAAACGUUCGGCUUUGAUCUGAAACGGGCCUGACCGUGUAAAAUUUGAUUGUUUUUGUGUAAUGUCUUUGUUACUUAUUUUACUUUUUCCAGUUAAGUGACAGAGACAUAAAAUGCAGUGUUUUCCUUUUUUUUUCCUUUUGCACACCGACUGUCCUACACCCCAAGUGGCAUUUUAUAUGUACAGUGUAGGUACAGCUGUUUCUUUAGUCUAGUCAGUUCGUCUUCGUUUUCGCAUCUUAUUGGGCUAAUUAGGAUAGUUUAUAAUAACAAACUAAAAAAAAUAUAUUUUUUAACUACUGCACUAGGUAUACCUAUCGAUAUAGUGCCAACGAGUAAAUCAUGCGUAUUUUGCUGGCAUGGAAUAGCAUUCCUUUUUUUCCACAUUUGACAGUUUCCUGGUCCCUUCCUUUUGCAAGGAUUAUUUUUCUUCACUGUCAAUAAAAAGGUGUUAUGCAUGUAUCAAGGUUCCGGAGAAUAGUCAGUCCUCAGACUCCUGUGGCUUUACGAACCUGCUAUAUUAUAGUUUGAAGUGUCAUGACGGGGGAUCUUUUAUUUGCAGAAGAAAGGAAUUGCUUAUUUAGUGGGAAAUAAGCAUUAUCAUUUCUCUUACCAGUGCAGCUACAAAAUUUAAUUAAUGUCGGUUCGGUUUCACUUUGUAGAUAAAUAUUUGUGCAGUUUAACCAUUUAAACCCCCUUUCAAAUUCCCCGAGGCUUUUGGUUACCCGAUUGAAACUUAGAAUGAUUCGCUGCGCUGUUUGAAAUGUUUACAAGGACAUGUGAUGUACGGCACGUCGGUAUUUUAUUUUCAUUUCAUAACUCGGCCAGGUUUCGAAACAGAUAGAGUUUUUUUCUUUUCCUCUGUCGUUCGCUUUAGGCUUGUAAUUCUUGUUUUUUUCUUAGUUUUUCGUUUGCUGGUUAGAUUUUUUCCCCAACAUCAGAUUUUUCCAACAGAAGUGACUAUAUCCUUCCUAUCAAGCUUUCUCCUCGUGUAAUCUGAUCCUUUUUAGUGUGGUGAGAAUUGCUUGUUUCACAUGGAACACUUUUAUCGUUUUACAAGCUUUUCUUCGUUAAAACUUUACAUUGAUGGCCCCAAAAUUAAACCAAUUAAUCAGGUACUCAUGUUUCUUGACUGCCGGGGCCAGGUUCAGUUAAAUAAACAUAGGAAGCUUGUAAGAAAUUUUGUAUUUUUAAAACCGCACCACAUUCAACUUCAGCCCGUGCGCCAGGUAACGCCCUUUGAUUGGUUGACAACUGCCACACCAUUGGUCUCAGGGGAAUCUACAAUACAUCAGGCUACGGGUUACACUUUUUGAAGCUCGAUCGAGAAUUUUUUUGCCUAUUGCCAAGUCUUGCGCGGCUCUAUUCUGCUGCCGCCUCGCCAAUGGCUCGUUGAUAAUAAGCUGAAAGGUAAGCACGGAAAAACACGUUUUCACUUUGCCUAUAUCUUUCUUCCACCCUCUAUUUAGUUUAGUUCAAAAAGCAUUCCUAGAGUUAACUUUGAAUUUUGUAUUCCUGCUGCGCCAUAGCACGCAUAAAAUGUAUUAUAAAAAGGGCGCUGAUGGUAUAUCCGAUCGCAGUGUUAUUAGAUGAUGUGAUAUCAAAUUUUAUUCCAACUAACGUAAGAGGCAUUAAUGUAAAACUGAUUAAUUUUAGUAUAGCAGGUCUGAUUGUGACGUCAUUGACGCUGUCAGAUUUUGGUAAACUUGCAGCUCAGAUUUUAUUAACAAUCGGACAAAACAUGGGCAAAUAAUACCUCUGAAAUUUCCUGUAAGUAAUAAUUGCAGUUUCUAACGCCUGCUUGUUUACAGACGAACUGAAAUCAGUGACUGCUGCAUAGAAAAACAUUAAUUAUUUUUGGAACUGCUGUUGAAACAAAUCUAUCUAUCAUAAGCCGACCAUUUUGCUUUAUCUAAUCCUCAUUUGUUGCAGAUGGAUGCCUUUGCCGAGCCAUCUACUGACUCUUCCCCAUUCGUCUGUCACAACCCCACACUAGUGGCGCGCGGUGUGUGAUGGGAAGGAGGAAAGCGAGGAAGAGAGACACUUUCCUCUCUUCUCCCUUCCCAUCAGCGCCUGUUCCCGCCGCGCUUUACGCGAAGACGACUGGGGACGGGUCAGAUCCAGCUGUCAUGUAGCAUUGUCUAAUUAUCAUAUGACUGAAUCCUCGAACGGGCAAGAUUAAGCGAAUCCUGUGUUCUGAUUGGCUACCCGAGCAGGCAAGAUAGGCCCACCUUGCCCCAAAAUGAAGAGCAUUCUCGCAUGUUAGUGACUGUCCAAUUAAUACUACAACAAAUAUUUGUUGGAAAAUGUGUCUAUAUUCGAGUGCCAUUUAUGAUGUCCUUGAUGGCAAGCGAAUUUCACAGAGGAGGGAGAAAGAAGGGGUCGUUAAUAAUGUACAAAACUGUAAUCUAUCACUAUUUUUUCUUUCUGUUUUAGGAAUUGGAACUUAUUCCAAUGUACCCAUUCUCUCCAUCAAAAGUGGACUCACUCGUAACACAGGUUGUCCGAAGGGAUCUUUCAACUGUUUAUUUUCAGAACACAACUUUAUUCCCGCAAACCAACAAUCAUAAAAUUACUUUUCUUUAUUUGAUACUUCCUUUGUCCUAGACAACAAGCGUUCUCGUUGACGGGACAGGAAGGGCGGGAAACAGAAACAAAAAAGGUUUAUGAGAGUCUCAGCUACUGUUUGUUUGAGGAGUUCUAACUCGAGUCCCAAAGUAACCUUUUUUGUCCAAUGUAUGGUUCCCUUGGCUAGGGUCGAAUCGUUCAUCUGUUGGAACAAAACUUCAUUGCUCUAGAUCAAAAAUUUGGUUUUGUCGAAAUUGUUUGCCAGUGCAAACUUUUGCUCAGGCGGUAUUUCUGCAAAACCAUUCGCUUCUGUGGAUGGGAAAGAGAGAGAGGCUGCUCGCGGACUACAGUUAGUUGUAAUAUUUGAAAAAUAUUGAGGGUCGGAGUUUUCGAGACACCAAGGGGUCUGCGUUUUUCGAGGGCUCCGAGUUUUUUGGGGUCUGAGGUAUGUGUUUUCGAGGUCUGAGUUUUCUUAACACCCCCGAUAGGUUUUGCCCUUUCAAGCACAAAUCGGAGAAAUAAGCGUUGAGAGAAUUCGAGCGGCUUCGGCGUAUGAACAACAAAGGGGAAAACUAAGUCUGCAACUUGUUUGGCUAGCGGGAAAGGAACUCGUCACUGUUCCAAGUUACUAGGAUCUGCUACAACUGGAAACAGGACAGCACUCAAGCUUGAACUACAACAGUUUAAUCUUCAGCUCUUGGACGUAAAUGAUACAUAAAUGUGCAUCCAAAAUGUAAAUCAUCCAUCGCAUGUAAAUCCGCAAUAUAAACCGAAAAACCGGGAUAACAGUGCUCUAUUUAUACUAACCGAUCAACUUAUUACAACAUCACAAAACCGGUGGGCAGAAGGCUGAAUCAGCUGAAAACUGAAAACAUAUCUGGAUAAAUUCAGCUUUUAAGUUUAUAAGCUAAAGUAAAUGACUGAAAAUUAAAUUUCAGUCAAGGAAAUGAAUUUCGGAAACUUCCAAAGAUUCUGCAGUAAAGCUGUGCAAAAGAAUUCGAGUUUCCUUUGCUCAGGUUUCGUUAAGAUGUCAAAACUUAAAACUACGGACGGUUGGUAUUUGAAGAGGCCAAAGAUCCAGUUAUUCAGUGACUAAGCUGUAUAAUUAUUUAGAAACUAGUUACUACAACAUUGAAAGAGAAAUGUGUAUAAUUUAAAAGAACUAAAACAUUUCAAUGCAAAGUCAAUGUAAAUUACGGCUAAAACUGACAACUUCAAAGGCAACACCUAAAAGCCGGACACGAAAUCCGAGGCAGAUAGAGAAUUGAUGGGAAACUCUCUCCUUACAAUAUUAACACGCUUUCAUUAUUUGUUAGUUGGUGCGGCCUGCAUUUUUUUAUCACAACUUUUAGUAUCCGAGGAAAUUUGCUAGCAGAGGUGGUGAAGUGGUGAAAAUUCGUGCAAAUGAUUAACAUUAAAGGCGAAAAACUGGGUACGCGAGUUGGGUGUAAAGGUAUCACUGACAAACCAUAAAAUAAUCUCGUUAUGAAAUUGGCAAUUUCAUUACGAGAUUAUUUAAUAUCAUUUAUGAAUAACUUACAGAAAAAGCCCGGAAAAUUGAGGGUACGAACGUUUUCACACCCUGUGAUUUUCCCUGGAAGUGUAUGUACUAGGCCUACGAACAAUUGUGAUCAGCCCAAGUUAAAACAUCUUUACACAGACUGCCACUAGAUCUGUGAUUAGGGUCAAAAGUAGAAUUGAAGUGUUUAUUAAUAAAUGGUGAUGAUUGGUCGUAAUUUUUUUUAUGGAAUUGUCUUCCCUAAACUUAGUGCCUAAUUUGGUCUAAAAAACAUACUGGAAGUUUUUUUUCCAGCGAGAUAGAAUGUCAAACAAAAGCCGCGAUUAUCUUAGAGUUUUCUUUUAACCGGAAGUGGUUUUCUUGGACGAAUGUGCAUUUCAUUAAGAACGCAGAUCUAGAGUGUGCGAGGAACACAAGGGAAAAUGGGAGAGGAUCGGGGAGAACAUAUUUCGCUGAUAAAUUUGCUUAACUGAUUUUUAUCGGAGAAAAUUUUUUCAUAAAUGCGAAGGGUCGUGUAAAGGAAGACGGUGUCUUUAAAUUCUACGAGCAAGAGUCUUGUCAAAGAGGCAUGAGCUAUCACGCACGACGCACGACCCACGACCCACGACGCACGAAGUACGAUGCACAACCCACUACCCAACACGCACGACCCACGAACCACUACCCACCCACGCCAAUUAGUCAUUCUCGUUUCCCAAGCAUUACAUCAAACCUUAUAAACAACAAAAACGAACUCUGAAAGGCCGUUAGGCUAGCAAGUUUUGAAAAACCAAAAUUUCAAUCCCUUGCAAUCGUCUUCAAGUUUGUCCAUCCCUGGCUCCUUUUGUAUUUGCUGUGCCGUUUAUUAUUCCUUCUUUUGACGUUUUGAGCGAUAUUUAGUAAUUAAUUUCUCAGGUGGUUUUAGAGAUUCGUGCCCUCUUAAUGGUUCAUGUCUACGUCAUAUGUUCUUACAACCACCUGGUGAGGGGAUAUUACAGAAGGUAUUAGCUUUAUAGAGUCAGUUUCGCAGAGCUCUUAAGGUGUUACUUAGCCCAAGAGAACUGACAUAUAAGGUACGGAUGUGAGAGUUAAUUAUUUUAACAUAUUAUUAUUUUUUUGGAACUUCUUACAACUGUUAACAAUUAAUGAACUAAAACGUUCAUCCCAUCGAAAAGUCCAAUUUAAAUUAUUAUUGACGCACGGGGGAUGUGAAUAUAAACGUCAGUUUGUAUAUCUCUAGACGUUCUACCUUACAAAAAAAAGUCUCAUGAAAAAGAUAUGCAUUUAUGAGUGCUGCUCGUAAACCUGCCAGAAGUUUGAUACCGAUUUCUACACGAGCGAUCAAAACAGCAAGAAUAUGGCAAAACUUUCGCUUUUAUCGAACUAGUAUAGUUCCCUCUAACAAAGCGAACUCGUACUAUAGAUGCAAAAGGAGGUAAAAAAGAUCAAUAUAAACCUUAUCGUUACUUGUUUUCGCGCGUCUAAUAAUACGGAGACGAAUUUCGCGUUACAAGGAAAAUUAGAGAAAAAGUGUAAUAAAUUUGCCGAUUCUGUCAGUGGUUUUUUUUUUUAAACCCUGCUGAGAUAAAAGUACUUGUCACCAAAUAUCUGAUUCAAAACAAGAUUGGUAAUACAAGAACCCUACAUACUGAUUUUCAAGGAGUUAUAAUAACUCCUCUAGUGGGGUUCAGUUUAAUUCCUUACAGUGGAGUUAUUUUUUGGGGGAGGUAUUUUAACCCCAAAAAGGAGUUUAAAGAACUCUUUUUUAGGAGAAAAAAUGCCCCCAGAUGUUGAGAAGUUAAAAUAAUCCCAAAAAAGGAGUUAUCCUGUACCUAAACUUUUUACUCCACUUUCAGAGUAAAAGAAACUCCAAAAAGAGUAAAAACAACCCAUGUAAGGAGUAAAAAUAACCCCAUUUUCGGAGUUAUUUUAACUCCAGACUGGGAGUUAAAAGACCUCUUUUUCAGGAGUAAAAAUGACCCCAAGUCUGGAGUUUAAUCAGGAGUUAAAGAAGCCCCGUAAAAGGGGUUAUAUAUUCUGGACAAAGGGAGGGAAUUCAUUUUGUAGGCAGAUCUUCUUCCAGGCUGUGUUAACUUUAUUUUCGACUGUCUUGGCUGACAUCCGUUUUAGCAGGUGGCUCUGAGUAUUCGAUAAAUUUUAUCCCUUUCUUUUCAGUACCAGGUAUUUUGCAUAAAAUCUUAGAUUCACAGUUUCAAUGCACUUAUUUGAAUUUGUUAAAACAGAAUAACUUUCAGGAAAAGAAUAUUUGGAGAAAUUCUUCUCUCGAUUUCAAUUUUGUGUGUACGUGUGAUAGUUUUUGCAUUUGUUAUUUAAUACAUUAAUUAUUUGCAGCCUGAUGAAAGCUUAAUGGAGGUUUUUUUUUCCCACAAAACCGAAGCAAAAAGCUUCCCUUGUGCUUUAUUUACAUAGUUUCCGAAACAACACGUGUAUUAAAUUAAUAUGUUUUUAUCUGUUUUAGCUUUCUCGACUACUGUGACAGCUACAGCGCUUUUAGCGCUUAUGCCACUUAUUACACAGUUAUUGCUGUCAAUACGAAGCAGUUCUAGUUGUGUGUGAACUGUGUGGGCGGAACAAGUUAUAUCAUAAUUAGUUGUAUACAGGAACUUUGUGUAGAAGUUUAUAAAAGACUCGACGUUCGCUCACGUAUUUUCUGUACAACAUCUUUAACCUUUGCUGACAAAUUCGUGCUGUGAAGGAUCCCCCGCUUAUCUAAUCUAGUUGUGCCUUCGACGCCAGUUUAGUCAAAUAACGCAGAGUCGGUAGAAUGGUAGGGUUGUUAAGCAACUUUAUAAAAAUUAGAAAGCCACCUAGAUUAGUAGGGGUAAAAAUUUUGAGAGAUUUAUUAUUUAUAAAAAACCGUUUGAUAAUUAUAUUCGGGCUUGACCGUUGAGAAAAAAAAAUCAUGUCAAUAAGUAACAUCAAACAAAAAGUCGACUCUAACGAUCUAGCACUUUAUACAAAAGAAUAAAGGGUAUAGCCUUAAAUAGACGCUCCCUCCCCUCAAAAAAUAAAAAAUCGGGAAGAGAGAUUUUUCUGAGGAGAAAGGAGCGUCUAUACACAGGCUAAUAGAGUAAGGUAUCAAAAAGGCUAGCAAAUCAAAAUUUACAGCAAGUCUUUAGUAUUAUAAACUUAAACUAAAACCUAGAAAUAGAAAAGGCUAGAAAAACAAAAAAUGUUGGAGAAACAUUGUUUUUAUUAUGAGCGAUAUAGGUUUAACCGUCCGAUGAAAUAAUUCCGUGAGUUCUGAGAAUCUAAAAAACGAUAGAAAAGUUUAUCUAAGCGGUAACCAUUUCAUUGGUAGAUGUGUGCCCUCAUGGUGCUUAACACAUUACACUUUACUGGAGUCCAGAAAAGAUUAUUAUACAUUCUUAAGCAAUUUCAAGAUGCUUCAUCGGGAAAAGUGAAACUUCCUCCGUUUUUUUCAAACUUUUGACAUAUUCGCAUUGAUAUGACACACUGUGUGACAUCAGCUAUAGCCCACUGUAGCUGAUUGCAAGUUUGGUGCAAUAAUAUUUAUAUUGGAAAUGGAGAUAAAAACUUAUAUUGACGUUCGAUUGACUUAAAAUGUUUUAGCGUCACUAGCUCGGUAACCUCGUUCACCAUUAAGAAAGAGUUAUUCGUGCUUAUUUCUUCUUGUUAGUAGUCAGCUAAGGGCUCCUGUGGCCGCAGGUGUUUAAUACAACAUUCUUAAAGCUACUCUUGGUAUAUUUUCGUGAAAGUUUGUCCUGUAAGCAAUGCUAUAAUUACGCUUUGUACAAGGUGAGUAACCUGGUAUCGACAGUUUUGUUAGUCUAAAUAUCUUCCCCAAGCAUAAAAGUCAUCGAUAAAGUACCUGAAAGCAUCUAAAAGUGCAUAGAAGAAGAACAUUAGAAUUAUUUCCUCCUUGUGCCAAUGGGAUAACAUAACAGUGAAAUAAUUUUAUAACUAAUAGAACAUUCAGUCUUUUUAUAAAAACAUGUUUUUAAAAAGUUAGCUGAACUAGGUAACGUCCUCUUAAAACUUCGUGAUUCUGCGCCUUUUGCAUUAUCUGAUCAUGAGCCAUGUUGUUUGAAAUUUGACUGUUGAUUCAAAAAGCGGAACUUGUCAUGGUUCCCAACUCAAUUAGUACAUGCAAACAAAGACAAUUUCAACGCACAGUUUAAUACGGAAAAGGAAAGUUGUUUAAAUUGGCUAGAGAUCCCUUUAAUAAAUUUCGUUUUGUUUUGUUCUUUUUUGCAUCCAAUUUCCCGGUUCUUUACCACGUUUAAAAUUUGCUGAUCAGAACAUUAUAAAAGCAUCGAAAAUGAAACAGCUUUAUACUAACCGAACUGGUGACAAGUUUGCAUGUUUUCACAACAGUAUCGACUUUUUUGGUCAAGCAAUGUUGCUAACUUGCAGGUUUCACGUAAGGAUGAAAGAAUAACUGAAACUGAUCGUGUUUGGAGCGUCCUCUUGCAGAGAAAAUGCGUUUAGGUCAUGUGCGCGUUGGAAUAAAACACAUGUGCGGCCGUUUUUUAACGGCUGUGGUAACCUUUAUUAUGUACAGUUGGAAAAUCUAUACUUCCUGCCCUUUCGAACUGCAAACAUGAAAUCCGUGUCUGAUUUACGUCUAUCGCGACAAUCUGGUUUUGUUUGUAAUUGAAUGCAAUGUAAUAGCAGUGAAAAAGAGAAUUCAAGGUCACGUUUGAGAAGUUUCUAUGAGAACCACGAGCCUUGACAAAGAAUGUUUACCUUCAUUGUGGGCUAAACUCCACCCCCUCCUUGAGUUUGCACACAGCCUUAGCUUACUGAAGCAUAGGGCAUCUUAAAAGUUUACUUGGUUAUUGACACAUAAUAAGCCAAACGAAUUGGUGAAAACUUGCUUCCACUGGUCAUUGCAGAUUUACUUCGGGUAAACUCUUUCCUAGAUGGAAACCCUCAUAUUAUAACACAAAAUAAUCAAUUUUAAGGGAACUAAACAAUUAAACAAUUAUAGCUGUGAGCAGAUAUUGUACUUUAACUCUAUAAAGCACUACAUUCAGUUUAGCUGCUCGUAAACCUGCCAGAAGUUUGAUACCGAUUUCUACACGAGCGAUCAAAACAGCAAGAAUAUGGCAAAACUUUCGCUUUUAUCGAACUAGUAUAGUUCCCUCUAACAAAGCGAACUCGUACUAUAGAUGCAAAAGGAGGUAAAAAAGAUCAAUAUAAACCUUAUCGUUACUUGUUUUCGCGCGUCUAAUAAUACGGAGACGAAUUUCGCGUUACAAGGAAAAUUAGAGAAAAAGUGUAAUAAAUUUGCCGAUUCUGUCAGUGGUUUUUUUUUUUAAACCCUGCUGAGAUAAAAGUACUUGUCACCAAAUAUCUGAUUCAAAACAAGAUUGGUAAUACAAGAACCCUACAUACUGAUUUUCAAGGAGUUAUAAUAACUCCUCUAGUGGGGUUCAGUUUAAUUCCUUACAGUGGAGUUAUUUUUUGGGGGAGGUAUUUUAACCCCAAAAAGGAGUUUAAAGAACUCUUUUUUAGGAGAAAAAAUGCCCCCAGAUGUUGAGAAGUUAAAAUAAUCCCAAAAAAGGAGUUAUCCUGUACCUAAACUUUUUACUCCACUUUCAGAGUAAAAGAAACUCCAAAAAGAGUAAAAACAACCCAUGUAAGGAGUAAAAAUAACCCCAUUUUCGGAGUUAUUUUAACUCCAGACUGGGAGUUAAAAGACCUCUUUUUCAGGAGUAAAAAUGACCCCAAGUCUGGAGUUUAAUCAGGAGUUAAAGAAGCCCCGUAAAAGGGGUUAUAUAUUCUGGACAAAGGGAGGGAAUUCAUUUUGUAGGCAGAUCUUCUUCCAGGCUGUGUUAACUUUAUUUUCGACUGUCUUGGCUGACAUCCGUUUUAGCAGGUGGCUCUGAGUAUUCGAUAAAUUUUAUCCCUUUCUUUUCAGUACCAGGUAUUUUGCAUAAAAUCUUAGAUUCACAGUUUCAAUGCACUUAUUUGAAUUUGUUAAAACAGAAUAACUUUCAGGAAAAGAAUAUUUGGAGAAAUUCUUCUCUCGAUUUCAAUUUUGUGUGUACGUGUGAUAGUUUUUGCAUUUGUUAUUUAAUACAUUAAUUAUUUGCAGCCUGAUGAAAGCUUAAUGGAGGUUUUUUUUUCCCACAAAACCGAAGCAAAAAGCUUCCCUUGUGCUUUAUUUACAUAGUUUCCGAAACAACACGUGUAUUAAAUUAAUAUGUUUUUAUCUGUUUUAGCUUUCUCGACUACUGUGACAGCUACAGCGCUUUUAGCGCUUAUGCCACUUAUUACACAGUUAUUGCUGUCAAUACGAAGCAGUUCUAGUUGUGUGUGAACUGUGUGGGCGGAACAAGUUAUAUCAUAAUUAGUUGUAUACAGGAACUUUGUGUAGAAGUUUAUAAAAGACUCGACGUUCGCUCACGUAUUUUCUGUACAACAUCUUUAACCUUUGCUGACAAAUUCGUGCUGUGAAGGAUCCCCCGCUUAUCUAAUCUAGUUGUGCCUUCGACGCCAGUUUAGUCAAAUAACGCAGAGUCGGUAGAAUGGUAGGGUUGUUAAGCAACUUUAUAAAAAUUAGAAAGCCACCUAGAUUAGUAGGGGUAAAAAUUUUGAGAGAUUUAUUAUUUAUAAAAAACCGUUUGAUAAUUAUAUUCGGGCUUGACCGUUGAGAAAAAAAAAUCAUGUCAAUAAGUAACAUCAAACAAAAAGUCGACUCUAACGAUCUAGCACUUUAUACAAAAGAAUAAAGGGUAUAGCCUUAAAUAGACGCUCCCUCCCCUCAAAAAAUAAAAAAUCGGGAAGAGAGAUUUUUCUGAGGAGAAAGGAGCGUCUAUACACAGGCUAAUAGAGUAAGGUAUCAAAAAGGCUAGCAAAUCAAAAUUUACAGCAAGUCUUUAGUAUUAUAAACUUAAACUAAAACCUAGAAAUAGAAAAGGCUAGAAAAACAAAAAAUGUUGGAGAAACAUUGUUUUUAUUAUGAGCGAUAUAGGUUUAACCGUCCGAUGAAAUAAUUCCGUGAGUUCUGAGAAUCUAAAAAACGAUAGAAAAGUUUAUCUAAGCGGUAACCAUUUCAUUGGUAGAUGUGUGCCCUCAUGGUGCUUAACACAUUACACUUUACUGGAGUCCAGAAAAGAUUAUUAUACAUUCUUAAGCAAUUUCAAGAUGCUUCAUCGGGAAAAGUGAAACUUCCUCCGUUUUUUUCAAACUUUUGACAUAUUCGCAUUGAUAUGACACACUGUGUGACAUCAGCUAUAGCCCACUGUAGCUGAUUGCAAGUUUGGUGCAAUAAUAUUUAUAUUGGAAAUGGAGAUAAAAACUUAUAUUGACGUUCGAUUGACUUAAAAUGUUUUAGCGUCACUAGCUCGGUAACCUCGUUCACCAUUAAGAAAGAGUUAUUCGUGCUUAUUUCUUCUUGUUAGUAGUCAGCUAAGGGCUCCUGUGGCCGCAGGUGUUUAAUACAACAUUCUUAAAGCUACUCUUGGUAUAUUUUCGUGAAAGUUUGUCCUGUAAGCAAUGCUAUAAUUACGCUUUGUACAAGGUGAGUAACCUGGUAUCGACAGUUUUGUUAGUCUAAAUAUCUUCCCCAAGCAUAAAAGUCAUCGAUAAAGUACCUGAAAGCAUCUAAAAGUGCAUAGAAGAAGAACAUUAGAAUUAUUUCCUCCUUGUGCCAAUGGGAUAACAUAACAGUGAAAUAAUUUUAUAACUAAUAGAACAUUCAGUCUUUUUAUAAAAACAUGUUUUUAAAAAGUUAGCUGAACUAGGUAACGUCCUCUUAAAACUUCGUGAUUCUGCGCCUUUUGCAUUAUCUGAUCAUGAGCCAUGUUGUUUGAAAUUUGACUGUUGAUUCAAAAAGCGGAACUUGUCAUGGUUCCCAACUCAAUUAGUACAUGCAAACAAAGACAAUUUCAACGCACAGUUUAAUACGGAAAAGGAAAGUUGUUUAAAUUGGCUAGAGAUCCCUUUAAUAAAUUUCGUUUUGUUUUGUUCUUUUUUGCAUCCAAUUUCCCGGUUCUUUACCACGUUUAAAAUUUGCUGAUCAGAACAUUAUAAAAGCAUCGAAAAUGAAACAGCUUUAUACUAACCGAACUGGUGACAAGUUUGCAUGUUUUCACAACAGUAUCGACUUUUUUGGUCAAGCAAUGUUGCUAACUUGCAGGUUUCACGUAAGGAUGAAAGAAUAACUGAAACUGAUCGUGUUUGGAGCGUCCUCUUGCAGAGAAAAUGCGUUUAGGUCAUGUGCGCGUUGGAAUAAAACACAUGUGCGGCCGUUUUUUAACGGCUGUGGUAACCUUUAUUAUGUACAGUUGGAAAAUCUAUACUUCCUGCCCUUUCGAACUGCAAACAUGAAAUCCGUGUCUGAUUUACGUCUAUCGCGACAAUCUGGUUUUGUUUGUAAUUGAAUGCAAUGUAAUAGCAGUGAAAAAGAGAAUUCAAGGUCACGUUUGAGAAGUUUCUAUGAGAACCACGAGCCUUGACAAAGAAUGUUUACCUUCAUUGUGGGCUAAACUCCACCCCCUCCUUGAGUUUGCACACAGCCUUAGCUUACUGAAGCAUAGGGCAUCUUAAAAGUUUACUUGGUUAUUGACACAUAAUAAGCCAAACGAAUUGGUGAAAACUUGCUUCCACUGGUCAUUGCAGAUUUACUUCGGGUAAACUCUUUCCUAGAUGGAAACCCUCAUAUUAUAACACAAAAUAAUCAAUUUUAAGGGAACUAAACAAUUAAACAAUUAUAGCUGUGAGCAGAUAUUGUACUUUAACUCUAUAAAGCACUACAUUCAGUUUCAAUACAACUGUACUACCCUCAAAAAAUCAGUUCAGGUAACUCGAACUCUCUAUAACUCGAACCUCCCGCUAACUUGAACCAAUUUUCAUUUCCCUUCGGAUCAUUUUCUAUAUGAUUUUGCCCUCGAUAAUUCGAACUCCCGAUAACUCGAACUUUUUUUCUAUUUCCCUUGAAGGUUUGAAUUAGAGGGGAGUGGACUGUAUGUGAUUUUCCCUUCCCUAUUUCAAGUCUGAUCCAAAAUUCUAUUCCCAAUUUCAAACCAGGCCUUGCACCCCACUCUCAAGGCAUGAUGAGAGCAGCUACCCAAGAAAAUGCUUUUGGGUUGUGUGAUACUCAAAGUAGUCUUCUCAAUGGGGUCUUCUAAAGCAUACAGUCUAUAUAAAGUGUACAUCACUCUACAUUUCACUGUUCUAGAUAAGAACGUACAGCUGUAUAGCUUAUGAUAACCUGUUGUAGGCCUUCAGAUAGUGAGAAAUAGAGCAUUAAAAAAUGCAGGGUAAUUUUUUUUCUCUUUGUGCAUUCCCCAAUAUCUGAAUGUCUGGAACAGGCUACCAUAAAAUACUGCUUUUAAGCCUCCCCCCGUCCCCCCAAUUUAUAAGCCCCCUCAGUUAUAAGCCAAUCUACCGGUAAACAAGAAAAUGGCCCUCCAGGUGAUAAGCCCUCCCCUAAGCUUCCACUAUUACAUUUUGAAGCUUAGUUAGAAACCAGUAAAUGCAAAAAGUAUUUUGUUUCGAAUCGCUUUUUCUAUUCCAGUUAUAAGCCCUUCCUUUUCUGAAAAGAAAAAAAAAACCUGAAAACUCCUUACUCCUUUGAGGUUUCCUCAUGUGUCCUGAACUUUAUGGUUACGCAAUCAUCAUUCCUUAAAAUUUUCAGGUGUUCACGAUUUUCUCCGUUUGACAGCAAAUUAUUGAAAACUCGCUCUUUGAGGUACUGAUGAUGGUAUUCAGUUAGGAGAUGAUAACUGAAACCUUUAGGAGGAUAAACCUCUGAUAGAUAAAGGUCCGCUUUAGCAAAACGCUGAAUGGCCACCAUAAAUACCAAGUGACCCUUUAGUUUUAUGAUUAGGGUUAGGAAACUUCAUAAAUCAAAUUUCAGGUUGUUUUACAGAAAGAACUGAACUGGAAUUUGAUUCACUCAGUUUUCUAGUCGAUCCAUGCAAGUGUAAGAGACUUUCUCAGAUAUCCAUCACUCCCCUCCAGAAAGCUGUCACUUCUCCUGGACAAAGUUUGUAUUGUUUUUUACCCUGUUUGCGACAGCAAAAUGAUUACUAUUGAUUUGUUUUGACAUAAACCUUCGGUUGUCUUGACUCAAGUUGUUCACAAAAGCUCAUGGGCAAAAUUAAAACCUAUCAUUCGACGCCUCAAAAGGAAAUAAACAUACAGGAAAAACAUAACUAGGUGGGAUGGAACGAAUAAAUAUAUUUUAUUUUCCUAUUCACUUAAUGACAUAACACGUGAAUUGUUUCGUUUCAAAAGGCGUCGUUUUGAAAUAAGAUAGCAUUUGCAGGACAUGGAACAAGAUACCUUUUUAUUUAGACUGACUUUCGAUCUCCACGAUAUUGCUUUCCCAGUGUUUGUUUUCGGUAAACGUGAGCUCACAUAUUAAACUCAGACGCCGGAUAAUCUGCCGAUUAAUUAGGACGUAAUUAGGGACUUUAAGAUCCAACGACGCGACGACAACGAGAGCGUCGCUUAAAAAGUGGAUUUGCGUUCCUUCAUUCUUAAUAGCAAUUAUUCCUACCCACUUACUUUGUGAAAUUUAGGCGAACCCUCCUGAAGCUGAAUUUCAAGGGUCCGUAGCCGAGCUCAGAAAGACAAACAAAGUUUCGUCGUUGCUUGUUUACGUCUUCCAUAAAACGCAAAGUUAGGCAUAUUCACGUCGUAGUCGUGCAAAAACUGGAAAGAAAUGUACAAAAAGGCGUGAUGCACGUGCGAAGUUGUUGUUUUGCUUAUUAAACCAAUUGUUUUUUUUAAACGUUCUCGUUGCCGUCCGCGUCGUUGGAUCUUAAAGUCCCUAUUGUCUCAGUUCCGCAACCCAACGCUGUGUUCAGCUGGUUUUUGUUAAUGUCUUCUCCUUAUUCUAGUUGAGUGAAAUCUGUAUUUUCAAAACAGCCCAAAGAAGCCACUCGCUGGAGAGAGCUCAGGAAGUAAAACGUUUUCCCCAGUGAAGCGAUAAGGGACAAAAAUCCGUUAUGCGCAUGAGCAGUGAUAUUUGUAACUUCUGCACAUGCAUGACCGGAUGUCAGAAAAUUUCUGAUGCUAAUCCGGCAUUUCACAACCUUCCUCUCGCAUGACCUAUCCUAGUUGUAGUUUUAUUGUAAUUACAGUUUGUAGAUAUUCACUGUAAGGAUAUUUUAUAAUUGUAAUAUAGUUUUCACUCUUUGUAGUCUUUUUCAUAUAUAUACUUACAGUUUUUUUUCUUUAACGAUAUGUUUUUUUGGUUACUUAAUUUUUGUUUUAUAGUUUUAGUUUGAGGGCCACUAGUUAUUCAGUUGAAGUACUGUCCCGUAUUACCCUCGUUAGAUAAAGAUGAUUACUAUCAUUAUUAUGAUUAGUAUUUCUCGCACACCAAAUUGCCAUAUUUACUUUUAUUAUGAAAUGUUUGAUUUUGCCUUUGAAUGUUCCUUUUGCAGCUGGUUUGUCACGUGGCAUAACAGCCGUGCGGAGCAUACCAAGGAAAAAGGAGAUUAAUAUCGAAUACAGCAAACUCUUGCAACGUAGGAUUGCGCACUCGAAACUCAAAUUUAAAAAGAACAAAUGAUGUUAAAAAAUUUUACUGGAGGAGUAAGCCAGAAAUUAACAACUGAACUUUAUUGCUCUGGAGAGUUCACUGGAAAAGUACACAGCGAGUUGAUUUUUAUUUCAGUGUUAAAUAUUUUUCUGUCCAUUACCGCGUCUCUGGGCAACACUCUGAUCCUAGUAGCUCUGCCUAAGGUGUCUUCGCUUCAUCUUCCUUCCAAAGUUUUGUUUGGUAGCUUGGCGACAACUGAUAUCUGUGUUGGUGUCAUUGUAGGGCCUACGAGCGUUGUCCAUUGGAUGUCUGUGGUGAAGCAAAGAUGGAAUAUUUGCUAUUACGCGACUAAGGCAAAUUUUAUCCUAAGCAACACUUUAUGCUCAGUGUCUUUGGCAAUAUCAACUGCAAUAAGCGUGGACAGACUCCUGGCGUUGUCACUGGGGCUCAGAUACAGAAAUUUUGUAACAUUUAAGAGAACACUUGUAGCUGUAAUCUCUAUCUGGGUUCUGUCCUUUUUGAUCACGGCAGGCAAUUUUUGGGAUCCUCGCAUAAGGUUGUGGUUUUAUCACCUAGGCAUAUGUGUGUGUCUAGUCACCUCAGUUUUCGCUUACACAAAAAUUUUUUUUACUUUGCGGCGUAACCAGAUUCAGAUACGUCAAAGACAACCGAGCCAAUCAAUUCCACUGAACAUAGUUCGAUACAGAAAGGUAGUGUACAGUGCGAUCUGGAUACAGGUAACAUUGGUUGUUUGUUAUCUGCCGUUUGCUGUAGUGGCGGCGUUAACACCUCAAAGGGGGAUGCCUUUGUCAAUUUAUCUUGCCAGGCAGUAUACAGGAACUGUAGUUUACUUAAACUCAACAUUGAAUCCGCUCCUUUACUGUUGGAGGAUCAGAGAAGUAAGGAGAGUAGUAAAAGAUACAAUCAGCCGGUUCUGUAUUUUCUUAAGCUGAGCUAAGUAGUACCGCAAAUACUUUAAUAAUAAUUUAUACAUUUAGUUCGGCACAUGAAAAGUUCGGCCUCUGAACCAAAGUCGAAACUUCUAGCCGGGUUAGGAGGGAAGAAUGGCCAAGCCGUGAGAAAUUGAAAUAUGCGCUGCGUUCCUUAUUGAUUCAGACGCCAAACUUACCAUUUACUUAAUUCAAGUUUAGGUUCAGCUCAUGAAACGUUCGGCUUUGAUCUGAAACGGGCCUGACCGUGUAAAAUUUGAUUCUUUUUGUGUAAUGUAUUUCUUACUAAUUUUACUUUUUCCAGUUAAGUGACAGAGACAUAAAAUGCAGUGUUUUCCUCUUUUUUCCUUUUGCGCACCGACUGUCCUACACCCCAAGUGGCAUUUUAUAUGUACAGUGUAGGUACAGCUGUUUCUUUAGUCUAAUCAGUUCGUCUUCGUUUUCGCAUCUUAUUGGGCUAAUUAGGAUAGUUUAUAAUAACAAACUAAAAAAUAUAUAUUUUUUAACUACUGCACUAGGUAUACCUAUCGAUAUAGUGCCAACGAGCAAAUCAUGCGUAUUUUGCCGGCAUAGGAAUGGCAUUCCUUUUUUUUCCACAUUUGACAGUUUCUUGGUCCCUACCUUUUGCAAGGAUUAUUUUCUUCACUGUCAAUAAAAAGGUGUCAUGCAUGUAUCAAGGUUCCGGAGAAGAGUCAGUCCUCAGACUCCUGUGGCUUUACGAACCUGCUAUAUUAUAGUUUGAAGUGUCAUGACGGGGAUCUUUUAUUGGCAGAAGAAAGGAAUUGCUUAUUUAGUGGGAAAUAAGCAUGAUCAUUUCUCUUACCAGUGCAGCUACAAAAUUUAAUUACUGUCGGUUCGGUUUCACUUUGUAGAUAAAUAUUUCUGCAGUUUAACCAUUUGAACCCCGUUUCAAAUUUCCCGAGGCUAGUUGUUACCCGAUUGAAACUUAAAAUGAUUUGCUGCGCUGUUUGAAAUGUUUACUAGGACAUGUGAGUAUUCAUUUCAUAACUCGGCCAGGUUUCCACAGGUAACCCAGGCUCUGUGAUAGUACCACAGUACGGUUCCAGUAAGAUUACAGUGUUUGUAUGGGGUAAAAAUAUCAUCCUAAAAUUUCUAGGAAAUACUAAAUAAAGAUCAAUAAAACUUACUCUGCGUUAAUUGUUGUUGUCCUUAUUGCUCCAACGAAGUUUCGUGAUAAUUUGCAGUAAUUUGUUUAAAUUCACUCUAUCUGCAAUAAUAAUAUACAAGGUAGCAAACACGAGGUGCCAUUUUCGCCGACAUGCUCUCAUUCAACACAACUUUUUCCACGAAAUUCGAACUCCAACGGAAAAUAAACAUGCCAGGAUCGUAGAAAUAGGAUAGCAGCAGAUAUAGAAACCAAUGAAGCUUUCCCAGAUAGAGAAACGAAUCCCACAGACUUUGACAAACUCGAAGAAUAUAAUCCAAACAGACCGAGAAUAUGCUCGCCGAAGCAGCCGGGCCAGAUCAACGCACCGCCAAGAAAAUGAGGCCUGGGUACUGUACAAAAAAAAUCAUCCCAGGAGUCCUGAGGUGACCUUUCUGGGCACCGAUACAUCAUUUGCCCAAAGCCACCCUACCCCGUUGAAAAAAUACUUAAUAGAAGGCAAUUGUUCUUCCUAGCCGUACCACCCUGGCCUGUUAUAAAGAGAUUAUGUCCCUCUCGAACUAUAUUCAGCGCCUGGCACUGGUCCUCAGAAAGUUUAUCAAACAUCAAUAGGGCAAGGUUAUAGGGGCAAAGGAAAGAACAACGAAGGGGGAUUUACAAAACUUAAGACGAGUAAAAGAUAUAAUUGAAUUUUGGCUCUUACCGAGGCAUUUGUACAACAGGACCAAAUUCAAAGAGAGGUGUAUCACGAUGAUUCACAUAUUUAACCGAUAGAGCGUUCACUUGUAUUGACAGGAAGUCGGCGUGUUACUGCCGCAUUAAUCGCUAAAUAUGUUAAUCGCGCUAGUUCUUUGUUUACUGGUGCACAUGCCUUUCACAUUCGUCUCAGUUAUCGCAAUUCAUAUUCUGUCGCAAUUUUCUGUAUAAUUUUUGACAUUAGUUUGUAAGCUUCACCGUUUAUUUACGAUAGUUUCGCUCAAGAGUUCAUAGCAACAGUAUCUCAGUCAUCAUCUACCUUUUGUUCAACCGUGUUUUCAGCCCGCCUUGUAAGUAUUUCGCGUUGUUAUUUCAUUAGUUUCAUUACUGUUAUUUGCAUUCCUUAGUAAAAGAAAUGGGACGCCUUGUAAGUCCGCAGACUCUCCUGAUUGUAUUUUUUUUUUAGCCAUUUAAAUUUAGGCGCGUGUGCGGGGUUUGCUCUGGCAAAUAGUGAUCGGCUAGGAAGAACAAUUGCCUUCUAUCAAGUAUUUUUCCAGUAGGGGAGGGUAGCUUUGGGCAAAUGAUGUAUCGGUCCCUAGAAAGGUCACCCCAGGAACCCCGGGAUGGAAUUUUUUUAUACAGUGCCCAGGCCUCAUUUUCUUGGCCGCGUGUUGAUCUGGCCCGGCUGCUUUGGCGAGCAUAUUCUCGGUCUGUUUGGAUUAUAUUCUUCGAGUUUGUCAAAGUCUGUGGGAUUCGUUUCUCUAUCUGGGAAAGCUUCAUUGGUUUCUAUAUCUGCUACUACCCUAUUUCUACGAUCUUGGCAUGUUUAUUUUCCGUUGGAGUUCGAAUUUCGUGGAAAAAGUUGUGUUGAAUGAGAGCAUGUCGGCGAAAAUGGCACCUCGUGUUUGCUACCUUGUAUAUUAUUAUUGCAGAUAGAGUGAAUUUAAACAAAUUACUGCAAAUUAUCACGAAACUUCGUUGGAGCAAUAAGGACAACAACAAUUAACUGCAGAGUAAGUUUUAUUGAUCUUUAUUUAGUAUUUCCUAGAAAUUUUAGGAUGAUAUUUUUACCCCAUACAAACACUGUAAUUUUACUGGAACCGUACUGUGGUACUAUCACAGAGCCUGGGUUACCUGUGGGUUUCGAAACAGAUAGAGUUGUUUUCUUUUCCUCUGUCGUUCGCUUUAGGCUUGUAAUUCUUGUUUUUUUCUUAGUUUUUUGUUUGCUGUUUAGAUUUUUUCCUCAACAUCAGAUUUUUCCAACAGAAGUGACUAUAUUCUUCGUAUCAAGCUUUCUCCUCGUGUAAUCUGAUCCUUUUUAGUGUGGUGAGAAUUGCUUGUUUCACAUGGAACACUUUUAUCGUUUUACAAGCUUUUCUUCGUUAAAACUUUACAUUGAUGGCCCCCAAAAUUAAACCAAUUAAUCAGGUACUCAUGUUUCUUGACUGCCGGGGCCAGGUUCAGUUAAAUAAACAUAGGAAGCUUGUAAGAAAUUUUGUAUUUUUAAAACCGCACCACAUUCAACUUCAGCCCGUGCGCCAGGUAACGCCUUUUGAUUGGUUGACAACUGCCACACCAUUGGUCUCAGGGGAAUCUACAUUACAUCAGGCUACGGGUUACACUUUUUGAAGCUCGAUCGAGAAUUUUUUUGCCUAUUGCCAAGUCUUGCGCGGCUCUAUUCUGCUGCCGCCUCGCCAAUGGCUCGUUGAUAAUAAGCUGAAAGGUAAGCACGGAAAAACACGUUUUCACUUUGCCUAUAUCUUUCUUCCACCCUCUAUUUAGUUUAGUUCAAAAAGCAUUCCUAGAGUUAACUUUGAAUUUUGUAUUCCUGCUGCGCCAUAGCACGCAUAAAAUGUAUUAUAAAAAGGGCGCUGAUGGUAUAUCCGAUCGCAGUGUUAUUAGAUGAUGUGAUAUCAAAUUUUAUUCCAACUAACGUAAGAGGCAUUAAUGUAAAACUGAUUCAUUUUAGUAUAGCAGGUCUGAUUGUGACGUCAUUGACGCUGUCAGAUUUGGAUAAACUUGCAGCUCAGAUUUUAUUAACAAUUGACAAAACAUGGGCAAAUAAUACCUCUGAAAUUUCCUGUAAGUAAUAAUUGCAGUUUCUAACGCCUGCUUGUUUACAGACGAACUGGAAUCAGUGACUACUGCAUAGAAAAACAUUAAUUAUUUUUGGACUGCUGUUUAAACAAAUGUAUCAUAUCAUCAGAGUUUUAAGUGGACCAUUUUGCUUUAUCUAAUCCUCAUUUGUCGCAGAUGGAUGCCUUUGGCGAGCCGUCUACUCACUCGUCCCCAGUCGUCUGUCACAAGCCCACACUAGUCGCAAGAUUAAGCGAAUCCUAUGUUCUGAUUGGCUACCCGAGCAGGCAAGAUAGGCCCACCUUGCCCCAAAAUGAAGGGCAUUCUCGCAUGCUAGUGACUGUCCAAUUAAUACUGCAACAAACAUUUGUUGGAAAAUGUGUCUAUAUUCGAGUGCCAUUUAUGAUGUCCUUGAUGGCAAGCGAAUUUCACAGAGGAGGGAGAAAGAAUUCUAUCAGUAUUUUUUCUUUCUGUUCUAGGAAUUGGAACUUUUUCCAAUGUACCCAUUCUCUCCACCAAAAGUGGGCUCACUCGUAACGCAGGUUGUCCGAAGGGAUCUUUCAGUUGUUUAUUUUCAGAACAUAACUUUAUUCCCGCAAACCAACAACUAUAAAAUUACUUUUCUUUAUUUGAUACUUCCUUUGUCCUGGACAACAAGCGUUCUCGUUGACAGGACAGGAAGGACGGGAAACAGAAACAAAAAGGGUUUAUGAGAUACUCAUCUACUGUUUGUUUGAGGAGUUCUAAAAUAACCUUUUUUGUCCAAUAUAUGGUUCCCUCGGCUAGAGUCGAAUCGUUCACCUGUUGGAACAAAACUUCAUUGCUCUAGAUCAAAAAUUUGGUUUUGUCGAAAUUGUUUGCCGGUGCGAAUUUUCGCUCAGGCGGUAUGUCUGCAAAACCAUUCGCUUCUGUGGAUGGGAAAGAGAGAGAGGCUGCUCGCGGACUACAGUUAGUUGUAAUAUUCGAAAAAUAUUGAGGGUCGGAAUUUUCGAGACACCGAGGGGUGUGAGAUUUUCGGGAGUCUGAGUUUUCGAGGCACCCAGGGGUCUGAGUUUUUCAGGGGUCUGAGUUUCUUGGGGUCUGAGGUCUGUGUUUUCGAGGUCUAAGUUUUCGUAACACCCCCGAUAGGUUUUGCCCUUACAAGCACCUAUCGGAGAAAUAAGCGUUAAGAGAAUUCGAGCAGCUUCGGCGUAUGAACAACAAAGGGGAAAACUAACUCAGCAACUCGUUUGGCUAGUGGGAAAGGAACUCGUCACUAUUCCAAGGUACUAUAGGAUCUGCUACAACUGGAAACAGGACAGCACUCAAGCUUGGACUACAACAGUUUAAUCUUCAGCUCGUGGACGUAAAUCAUACAUAUAUGUGCAUCCAAAAUGUAAAUCAUCCAUGUAAAUCCGCAAUGUAAAUCGAAAAACAGGGAUAACAGUGCUGUAUUUUUACUAACCGAUCAACCUAUUACAACAUCACAAAACCGGUGGAAAGAGGGCUGAAUCAGCUGAAAACUAAAAACAAAUCUGUAUAAAUUCAGCUUUAAAGUUUAUGUGCUAAAGUAAAUGACUCAAAAUUAAAUUUCAGUCAAGGAAAUGAAUUUCGAAAACUUCCAAAGAUUCAGCAGUAAAGCUGUGCAAAAGAAUUCUAGUUUCCUUUGCUCAGGUUUCGUUAAAAUGUCAAAACUUAAAACUACGGACGGUUGGUAUUUGAAGAGGCCAAAGAUCCAGUUAUUCAGUGACUAAACUGUAUAAUUAUUCAGAAAUUAAUUACUACAACAUUGAAAGAGAAAUGUGUAUAAUUUAAAAGAACUAAAACAUUUCAAUGCAAAUUCAAUGUAAAUUACGGCUAAAACUGACAACUUCAAAGGCAACACCUAAAAGCCAGACAAGAAAUCCGAGGCAGAUAGAGAAUUCAUGGGAAACUCUCUCCUUACAAUAUUAACACGCUUUCAUUAUUUGUUAGUUGGUGCGGCCUGCAUUUUUUUAUCACAACUUUUAGUAUCCGAGGAAAUUUGCUAGCAGAGGUGGUGAAGUGGUGAAAAUUCGUGCAAAUGAUUAACAUUAAAGGCGAAAAACUGGGUACGCGAGUUAGGUGUAAAGGUAUCAAAAACAAACCAAAAAAUAAUCUCGUUAUGAAAUUGGCAAUUUCAUAAUGAGAUUAUUUAAUAUCAUCUAUGAAUAACUUACAGAAAAAGCCCGGAAAAUUGAGGGCACGAACGUUUUCACACCCAGUGAUUUUCCCUGAAAGUGUAUUUACCGGGCCUAGGAACAAUUUUGAUCAGCCCAAGUUAAAACUUCUAUACACAGACUGCCACUAGAUCUGUGAUUAGGUUCAAAGGUAGAAUUGAAGUGUUUAUUAAUAAAUGGUGAUGAUUGGUCGUAAUUUUUUUUAUGGAAUUGUCUUCCCUAAACUUAGUGCCUAAUUUGGUCCAAAAAACAUACUGGAAGUUUUUUUUCCAGCGAGAUAGAAUGUCAAACAAAAGCCGCGAUUAUCUUAGAGUUUUCUUUUAACCGGAAGUGGUUUUCUUGGACGAAUGUGCAUUUCAUUAAGAACGCAGAGUGUGCGAGGAGCAUACGAGAAAAUGGGAGAGGACCGGGGAGAACAUAUUUCGCUGAUAAAUUUGCUUAACUGAUUUUUAUCGGAGAAAAUUUUUCAUAAAUGCGAAGGGUCGUGUAAAGGAAGACGGUGUCUUCAAAUUCUACGAGCAAGAGUCUUGUCAAAGAGGCAUGAGCUAUCACGCACGACGUACGACGCACGACCCACGACCCACGACCCACGACCCACGACCCACGACCCACGACGCACUACCCACCCACGCACGCCAAUUAGUCAAUCUUGUCUCCCAAGUAUUAUAUCAAACGUUAUAAACAACAAAAACGAACUCUGAAAAGCCGUUAGGCUAGCAAGUUUUCAAAAACCAAAAUUUCAAUCCCUUUCAAUCGUCUUCAAGUUUGUCCAUCCCUGGCUCCUUUUGUAUUUGCUGUGCCGUUUAUUAUUCCUUCUUUUGACGUUUUGAGCGAUAUUUAGUAAUUAAUUUCUCAGGUGAUUUUAGAGAUUCGUGCCCUCUUAAUGGUUCAUGUCUACGUCAUAUGUUCUUACAACCACCUGGUGAGGGGAUAUUACAGAACGUAUUAGCUUUAUAGAGUCAGUUUCGCAGAGCUCUAAAGGUGUUACUUAGUCCUAGAGAAAUGACAUAUAAGGUAUGACGUGAAAGUUAAUUAUUUUAACAUAUUAUUAUUUUUUUUGGAACUUCUUACAACUGUUAACAAUUAAUGAACUAAAACGUUCAUCCCAUCGAAAAGUCCAAUUUAAAUUAUUAUUGACGCACGGGGGAUGUGAAUAUAAACGUCAGUUUGUAUAUCAAAGGCAGAUCUUCUUCCGGGCUGUGUUAACUUUAUUUUCGACUGUCUUGGCCGACAUCUGUUUUAGCAGGUGGCUCUGAGUAUUCGAUAAAUUUUAUCCCUUUCUUUUCAGUACCAGGUAUUUUGCAUAAAAUCUUAGGUUCGCACUUUCAAUCCACUUAUUUGAAUUUGUGAAAACAGAAUAACUUUCAGGAAAAGAAUAUUUGGAGAAAUUCUUCUCUCGAUUUCAAUUUUGUGUGUACGUGUGAUAGUUUUUGCAUUUGUUAUUUAAUACAUUAAUUAUUUGCAGCCUGAUGAAAGCUUAAUGGGGGUUUUUUUUUCCCACAAACCGAAGCAAAAAAGCUUCCCUUGUGCUUUAUUUACAUAGUUUCCGAAACAAUACGUGUAUUAAAUUAAUAUGUUUUUAUCUGUUUUAGCUUUCUCGACUGUGACAGCUACAGCGCUUUUAACGCUAUACCACUAAUUACACAGUUAUUGCUGUCAUUGCGAAGCAGUUCUAGUAACUAGAACUGUGUGGGCGGAACAAGUUAUAUCAUAAUUAGUACAGUUGUAUACAGGAACUUUGUGUAGACGUUUAUAAAAGACUCGACGUUUGCUCACGUAUUUUCUCUACAACAUUUUUCACCUUUGCUGACAAAUUCGUGUUGUGAAGGAUCUCCUGCUUAUCUAAUCUAGUUGUGCCCUCGACGUCAGUUUAGUCAAAUAACGCAGAGGCGGCAGAAUGGUGGGGUUGUUAAGCAACUUUAUAAAAAUUAGAAAGCCAUCUAGAUUAGUUGAGGUAAAAAUUUUGAGAGAUUUAUUAUUAAUAAAAAACCGUUUGAUAAUUAUAUUCGGUCUUAACUGUUUCUUGAAAAAAAAAACAUGUCCAAAAAAAGAAAAAAAUCACAAACAGUCGAUUCUAACGAUCUAACACUUUAUACAAAAGAAUAAAGGGUAUAGCCUUAAAAUAGACGCCCCCUCCCUUCAAAAAAUUAAAAAUCGGGGAGAGAGAUUUUUUCUGAGGAGAGGGGGACGUCUAUACACGGGCUAAUAGAAUAAGGUAUCAAAAAGGCUAGCAAAUCAAAAUUUACAGCAAGUCUUUAGUAUUAUAAACUUAAACUAAAACCUAGACAUAGAAAAGGCUAGAAAAACAAAAAAUGUUGGAGAAACAUUGUUUUUAUUAUGAGCGAUAUAGGUUUAACCGUCCGAUGAAAUAAUUCCGUGAAUUCUGAGAAUCUAAAAAAGGAUAGAAAAGUUUAUCUAAACGGUAACCAUUUCAUUGGUAGAUGUGUGCCCUCAUGGUGCUUAACACAUUACACUUUACUGGAGUCCAGGAAAGAUUAUUACAUUCUUAAGCAAUUUCAAGAUGCUUUAUUGGGAAAAGUGAAACUUGCUGUCUUUUUAAACUUUUGACAUAUUCGCAUUGAUAUGACACACUGUGUGACAUCAGCUAUAGCCAACUUUAGCUGAUUGCAAGUUUGGUGCAAUAAUAUUUAUAUUGGCAAUGGAGAUAAAAACUUAUAUUGACGUCCGAUUGACUUAAAAUGUUGUAGCGUCACUAGCUCGGCAAUCUCGUUCACCAUUAAGAAAGAGUUAUUCGUGCUUAUUUAUUCUUGUUAGUAGUCAGCUAAGGGCUCCUGUGGCCGCAGGUGUUUAAUACAACACUCUUAAAGCUAGUCUUGGUAUAUUUUCGUGAAAGUUCGUCCUGUAAGCAAUGCUAUAAUUAGGCUUUGUACAAGGUGAGUAACCUGGUAUCGACAGUUUUGUUAGUCUAAAUAUCUUCCCCAAGCAUAAAAGUCAUCGAUAAAGUACCUGAAAGCAUCUAAAAGUGCAUAGAAGAAGAGUAAGAAGAACAUUAGAAUUAUUUCCUCCUUGUGCCAAUGGGAUAACAUAACAGUGAAAUAAUUUUAUAACUAAUAGAACAUUCAGUCUUUUUAUAAAAACAUGUUUUUAAAAAGUUAGCUUAACUAGGUAACGUCCUCUUAAAACUUCGUGAUUCAUGAGCCAUGUUGUUUGAAAUUUGACUGUUGAUUCAAACAGCGGAACUUUUCAUGGUUCCCAACUCAAUUAGUACAUGCAAACAAAGACAAUUUCAACGCACAGUUUCACAAAAGGAAAGUUGUUUAAAUUGGCUAGAGAUCCCUUUAAUAAAUUUCGUUUCGUUUUGUUCUUUUUUUGCAUCCAAUUUCCCGGUUCUUUACCACGUUUAAAAUUUUCUGAUCAGAACAUUAUAAAAGCAUCGAAAAUGAAACAGCUUUAUACUAACCGAACUGGUGACAAGUUUGCAUGUUUUCACAACAGUAUCGACUUUUUUGGUCAAGCAAUGUCGCUAACUUGCAGGUGUCACGUAAUGAUGAAAGAAUAACUGAAACUGAUCGUGUUUGGAGCGUCCUCUUGCAGAGAAAAUGCGUUUAGGUCAUGUGCGCGUUUGAAUAAAACACAUGUGCGACCGUUUUUUAAAGGCUGUAGUAACAUUUAUUAUGUACAGUUGGAAAAUCUAUACUUCCUGCCCUUUCGAACUGCAAACAUGAAAUCCGUGUCUGAUUUACGUCGAUCGCGACAAUCCGGUUUUGUUUGUAAUUGAAUGCAAUGUAAAAGCAGAGAAAAAGAGAAUUGAAGGUCAAGCUUGAGAAGUUUCUAUGAGAACCACGAGCCUUGACAAAGAAUGUUUACCUUCAUUGUGGGCUAAACUCCACCCCCUCCUUGAGUUUGCACACAGCCUUAGCUUACUGAAGCAUAGGGCAUCUUUAAAGUUUACUUGGUUAUUGACAUAUAAUAAGCCAAACGGAUUGGCGAAAACUUGCUUCCACUGGUCAUUGCAGAUUUACUUCCGGUAAAACUCUUUCCUAGAUGGAAACCCUCAUAUUAUAACACAAAAUAAUCAAUUUUAAGGGAACUAAACAAUUAAACAAUUAUAGCUGUGAGCAGAUAUUGUACUUUAACUCUAUAAAGCACUACAUUCAGUUUCAAUACAACUGUACUACCCUCAAAAAAUCAGUUCAGGUAACUCGAACUCUCUAUAACUCGAACCUCCCGCUAACUUGAACCAAUUUUCAUUUCCCUUCAGAUCAUUUUCUAUAUGAUUUUGCCCUCGAUAAUUCGAACUCCCGAUAACUCGAACUUUUUUUCUAUUUCCCUUGAAGGCUCGAAUUAGCGGGAGUGGACUGUAUGUGAUUUUCCCUACCCAAUUUCAAGUCUGAUCCAAAAUUCUAUUCCCAAUUUCAAACCAGGCCUUGCACCCCACUCUCAAGGCAUGAAGAGAGCAGCUACCCAAGAAAAUGCUUUUGGGUUGUGUGAUACUCAAAGUAGUCUUCUCAAUGGGGUCUUCUAAAGCAUACAGUCUGAUCUAUAUAAAGUGUACAUCACUCUACAUUUCACUGUUCUAGAUAAGAACGUACAGCUGUAUAGCUUAUGAUAACCUGUUGUAGGCCUUAGGAUAGUGAGAAAUAGAGCAUUAAAAAUUGCAGGGUAAUUUUUUUUCUCUUUGUGCAUUCCCCAAUACCUGAAUGUCUGGAACAGGCUACCAUAAACUACUACUUUUAAGCCUCCCCCGUCCCCCAAUUUAUAAGCCCCCUCAGUUAUAAGCCAAUCUACCGGUAAACUAGCCUCCCACGCAGGCGUUUUUAGGGGUGCUCGUUUUUCAUCCCUCCCCUAAAAACGCCUGCGUGGGAGACCACCGGUAAACAAGAAAAAAUGGCCCUCCAGGUGAUAAGCCCUCCCCUAAGCUUCCACUAUUACAUUUUGAAGCUUAGUUAGAAACCAGUAAAUGCAAAAAGUAUUUUGUUUCGAAUCGCUUUUUCUGUUCCAGUUAUAAGCCCCUUGGAUAUAAGCCCCUCCUUUUUUGGAAAGAAAAAAAAACCCUGAAAACUCCUUACUCCUUUGAGGUUUACUCGUGUGUCCUGAACUUUAUGGUCACACAAUCAUCAUUCCUUAAAAUUUUCAGGUGUUCACGAUUUUCUCCGUUUGACAGCAAAAUUAUUGAAAACUCGCUCUUUGAGGUACUAAUGAUGGUAUUCAGUUAGGAGAUGAUAACUGAAACCUUUAGGAGGAUAAACCCCUGAUAGAUAAAGGUCCGCUUUAGCAAAACACUGAUUGGCCACCAUAAACACCAAAUGACCCUUAAGUCUCAUGAUUCGGGUUAGGAAACUGAAUGAGUCAAAUUUCAGUUAGGGUUGUUUUACAGAAAGAACUGAACUGGAAUUUGAUUCACUCAGUUUUCUAGUCCAUGCAAGUGUAAGAGACUUUCUCAGUUAUCCAUCACUCCCCUCUAGAAAGCUGUCACUUCUCCUGGACAAAGUUUGUAUUGUUUUUUACCCUGUUUGCGACAGCAAAAUGAUUAGUAUUGAUUUGUUUUGACAUAAGCCCUCGGUUGUCUUGACUCAAGUUGUUCACAAAAGCUCAUGAGCAAAAUUAAAACCUAUCAUUCGACGUCUCAAAAGGAAAUAAACAUAUAGGAAAAACAUAACUAGGUGGGAUGAAACGAAUAAAUAUAUUUUAUUUUCCUAUUCACUUAAUGACAUAACACGUGAAUUGUUUCGUUUCAAAAGGCGUUUUGAAAUAAGAUAGCAUUUGCAGGACAUGGAACAAGAUACAAUUUUAUUUAGACUGACUUUCGAUCUCCACGAUAUUGCUUUCCCAGUGUUUGUUUUCGGUAAACGUGAGCUCACAUAUAAAACUCAGACGCCGGAUAAUCUGCAGAUUAAUUAUCUCAGUUCCGCAACGGUAUACUGUGUGUUCAGCUGGUUUUUGUUAAUGUUUUCUCCUUAUUCUAGUUGAGUGAAAUCUGUAUUUUCAAAAUAGCCCAAAGAAGCCACUCGCUGGAGAGAGCUCAGGAAGUAAAACGUUUUCCCCAGUGGAGCGAUAAGGGACAAAAAUCCGUUAUGCGCAUGAGCAGUGAUAUUUGUAACUUCUGCACAUGCAUGACCGGAUGUCAGAAAAUUUCUGAUGCUAAUCCGGCAUUUCACAACCUUCCUCUCGCUUGACCCAUCCUAGUUGUAGUUUUAUUGUAAUUAUAGUUUGUAGAUAUUCACUGUAAGGAUAUUUUAUAAUUGUAAUAUAGUUUUCACUCUUUGUAGUCUUUUUCAUAUAUAUACUUACAGUUUUUUUUCUUUAACGAUAUGUUUUUUUGGUUACUUAAUUUUAGUUUUAUAGUUUUAGUUUGAGGGCCACUAGUUAUUCAGUUGAAGUACUGUCCCGUAUUACCCUCGUUAGAUAAAGAUGAUUACUAUCAUUAUUAUGAUUAGUAUUUCUCGCACACCAAAUUGCCAUAUUUACUUUUAUUAUGAAAUGUUUGAUUUUGCCUUUGAAUGUCCCUUUUGCAGCUGGUUUGUCACGUGGCAUAACAGCCGUGCGGAGCAUACCAAGGAAAAAGGAGAUUAAUAUCGAAUACAGCAAACUCUUGCAACGUAGGAUUGCGCACUCGAAACUCAAAUUUAAAAAGAACAAAUGAUGUUAAAAAAUUUUACUGGAGGAGUAAGCCAGAAAUUAACAACUGAACUUUAUUGCUCUGGAGAGUUCACUGGAAAAGUACACAGCGAGUUGAUUUUUAUUUCAGUGUUAAAUAUUUUUCUGUCCAUUACCGCGUCUCUGGGCAACACUCUGAUCCUAGUAGCUCUGCCUAAGGUGUCUUCGCUUCAUCUUCCUUCCAAAGUUUUGUUUGGUAGCUUGGCGACAACUGAUAUCUGUGUUGGUGUCAUUGUAGGGCCUACGAGCGUUGUCCAUUGGAUGUCUGUGGUGAAGCAAAGAUGGAAUAUUUGCUAUUACGCGACUAAGGCAAAUUUUAUCCUAAGCAACACUUUAUGCUCAGUGUCUUUGGCAAUAUCAACUGCAAUAAGCGUGGACAGACUCCUGGCGUUGUCACUGGGGCUCAGAUACAGAAAUUUUGUAACAUUUAAGAGAACACUUGUAGCUGUAAUCUCUAUCUGGGUUCUGUCCUUUUUGAUCACGGCAGGCAAUUUUUGGGAUCCUCGCAUAAGGUUGUGGUUUUAUCACCUAGGCAUAUGUGUGUGUCUAGUCACCUCAGUUUUCGCUUACACAAAAAUUUUUUUUACUUUGCGGCGUAACCAGAUUCAGAUACGUCAAAGACAACCGAGCCAAUCAAUUCCACUGAACAUAGUUCGAUACAGAAAGGUAGUGUACAGUGCGAUCUGGAUACAGGUAACAUUGGUUGUUUGUUAUCUGCCGUUUGCUGUAGUGGCGGCGUUAACACCUCAAAGGGGGAUGCCUUUGUCAAUUUAUCUUGCCAGGCAGUAUACAGGAACUGUAGUUUACUUAAACUCAACAUUGAAUCCGCUCCUUUACUGUUGGAGGAUCAGAGAAGUAAGGAGAGUAGUAAAAGAUACAAUCAGCCGGUUCUGUAUUUUCUUAAGCUGA